UCGGUCACAACUGUGACCCGUGGGAUAAUGGAUAAUAGCCUAUUGUAUACUGAAUUAACAUAGGCCCAUUUCUGCAAUCAAAAAAUUGUUAUACAGUAAAUCUUAGCCAAGCUAUUUUGAAAAUGUAUGAUCACAUUCUAGGGUUACUAUUAUGCAUAAAAAACAACACUGAUAGGAAUGCAUUGCAGAUAAAAGACAAAAAAAUACAACUGUCAGCGUAUUUUACAAUUUUUAUUGUUAUUGUAAUUGUUAUAAAAUGAUUGUAACAUAUCAUCAAUUUUUUUAUUUUAGUGCUACCAGUAUUAGCAUCAAUAUUGUAAAUUAUUUGUAACAUUUGAAUUUUUAAUUUAGGCCAGUGCAAUAAUUUGUCAUUGCAACAUUUUAGUGCAACCUUCACUAACAACUGCAAUUGGAUGUAUAUGUAUACCUAAAUGCACUGUUAUCCCACCGGUCAGUACACUGGUGACAACACUCAACAAAACUGAAUAUGAAUAUAUUAAUAGCCUACUAGACACCUUAAAGAUAAUGUGGAACAAAAAUCUUUGUCAUAUCUUUAUGUUAACAUACUUUACUAGCCUUUAGUUUUGGAGCUUUGAUGUAGCCAUCAUCUUCUCAAGGUCUCAAGGUGACAGCUGGCACUCACAAUUUAACACUGUCCCUGCACAUAUUUAAUUUAGACCCUUUAUUUAUUUUUUCCAUAUUUGCAGGGAAUGCACUAAAACAUCAGUCAGUAAGGUGUUUAGAGUUUUAUAAAUGAAAACCUUCUUUACAGUCACUUUUGUGACCGGUGGGAUCAACUGGGUUAAAAACCAAAUUCACAGAAAAUAAAUGUCUUUCAGUGACCACUACAUGGCAGUAUGGUGUCAUGAAAGAUGUUCUGAGCUCCUCGAUGCUCCAAAGGGGAUCAGUUACAGUUUAUCCUGAAGACGGAAACCACAUUCACCAUUUGAUCAAAAGAAAUUCUCUAGAUCAAACACUCAUAACUGCAACCAUUUAAUCAUGAUAGAUCAUUUAACCGCCAAAGAGAAGAGAAGCAUAGACUACAUCUUGUUGAAAUACGCUUAAUUUAGCGCCUGAUGAUGCCAACGGGCGCUUACUGUCAGACCAACGUGAGACUUAAUUGGAUCUGUUCCACAAGACCACUGUUCAGAUAAUACUCUUAUGCCAUGAGUGACGAUUGUCAACCACUGGACCAAAUGAGUUUGUGCAGUGUCCUUCUGAGCUGCUCCACAUAAUCCAAUCACAUGCUCUGAGAGGCGGGCUUAAAGGAGGCUAAUAUUGUCUUCGUCUCAGGUGAGGUCAUGCAGCACAACAUGGAGACAGGUAAUGGCAUUUGACUUUAUUCAACUUUGUUUUUCUUGCAUUUAUGCAUCACAUUAACAUCAGCCUUAAUGGGAUAAGUAAAUAAGGUAAAUUGUCUUUUAUUUUGGAUGAAUCUUACUGGUAAUGCAAGUAAUUUCCUACUAACUUGACUGCAUCUGUGCCUUAAGGAUCUCAUAGAGGAUGAUCUUUUAUAUACUUUUGAGAUCCUCUCACCCUGAUUCAUUUAAACUAGGCUGUUUAUUCUGGAGAAGCGAGACUUCAGUACUUCAUCUCUGAGAGUGUUGUCUUGAAGCGCUUCGAUGCGCUUUACGCAACCUGUUGCUUGAGAGCUGUCCGAGGUGCUGAUGAUGAGACAGUCAGUCGACAGCGCCAACUUCCUGUUUAGAUUAACAAAAUAACAACGUGAGCCCAGCUGCUUUUCUUGCCUGACCCAAAAACCUACACGAACGCAUAAGGGGUCAAGAAGACGCGCAUUGGAUUCAGUGGGUUUCUUUAAGGAAAAUGGAUUCUGUUUUAUCGCUACUUUAAGGGUAAAGGUGAGACACUGAGGCCUGAGAGGACCAGAUGACUGACUUCUGCCACGCAAAGCUCCACUGGCAGUGAGGAGGGACUCCUGCCCAAUACCCCAGUCUAACCCACAGUCUUUUUUUUUUUGUGGGACUCUCUUUCGAACAAUGCACAUAAGGAUAAACUUUGCUCUGCGACUUCUUGGAUAAUAGAAUUUGUUUAUCAGCUGUUUCAUGAAAUGAUUAUAAUUAUGUCAAGAGUCCUUUGGAUCAAUUCAAUCUGUGUAGACCAGUCACAAUAUGGCUUGUAAUCUAAAAUGAACAAUGCUGGAUUCAUAGCAGCUUCUUCCUGUACCACUACAGUGGAGUUUCCUUUUGUGGAUCUGAUCCUGUGGACCGUAAUCCUCGUGACUAGUAUUGACCCACUGGACCUCUAGUUUUCCCCAUCCACCCUCUUUCCUUUUAGUAGCUCAGACCCUGGAUGAGGGUUAGAGGGGAGGUCGGCACUUUGCCAUGGCUCAUUCGUCUGACACGGCACGCAAAGACAUGACGAAUGGGGCUCAGACCAGUGCCCAGCCAGGGCCCUCAGGCACUUCUACUCUACCACGCUACCUGCACAAGAAGCAGCAGCGCCAGAGAGGAGUGAGAUCUUCCUCUCCUAUGGGGAGGGUCAUCCUCAUCAAUGCACCUGUUGAUGGUGGGGAUGACAGUGAAGACAUCCACACAAUUACUGUGGACAAAAGUGAGGAUGGCAGGCUGGGCUUCAGUGUGCGGGGAGGCUCUGAACACGGCCUGGGGAUCUUUGUCAGCAAAGUCGAGGAUGAGAGCUCUGCAGAGUUGGCAGGCCUGUGUGUCGGGGAUAAGCUGGUCGAGGUGAAUGGCAUAAGUCUGGAGAGCAUCACCAUGAGCAGUGCUGUAAAAGUCCUGACAGGAAAUAAUCGUCUGCGCAUGGUGGUAAGACGUGUGGGGAAGGUGCCAGGUAUCCGCUAUUCAAAAGAGAAGACUACAUGGGUAGAUCUAAUCCACCGAAGGAUGGUAGUGGAAGAAAGUGGUCGCACACCUUCAGAGGCCAGUUCAGAUGGAGCCCUGCGCAGAAUAGUGCACCUUUACACAACCUCAGAUGACUACUGCCUGGGCUUCAACAUCCGCGGUGGCAAAGAGUUUGGCCUGGGCAUCUAUGUCUCAAAGCUGGACCCUGGUGGCCUGGCAGAGCAAAAUGGAAUUAAAAUGGGGGAUCAGAUUCUGGCAGCCAAUGGAGUGAGUUUUGAGGACAUCACACACAGCAAUGCAGUAGAAGUGCUAAAGAGUCACACUCACGUGAUGCUGACUAUCAAGGAGGCUGGCCGAUAUCCUGCUUACAAGGAGAUGGUGGCAGAGUACAGCUGGCUUAAUAAAUUGGCUAAUGGAGGCCAGCCCGCUUCCUCCCAGGGUUCAGACUCCUACUCCUCCACUUCCUCUCUCUCCUCCGGGACGCCGGUCAGCUCUCUCAGCGGCCUCUCGCAGGUCAUGUUCCCUCCUGUAUUCGGCUCAGAGAUGGUGGAUGUCUGUAUCUCCACCGAGGACCGCUCACGCCGGCCCAGCUCUGAACGGAUAGAGACCGCCAUGCAGACGGACCCACCAGAGCCCGAUGCCUUAUCAAGAUCUAGUAGGGUCUUAACCACAGAAACCAGCCGAACAGUUGGUGAAACUGUCAUGUUAAAAGACACAGUAAUACGCAGUGGGACUGCCAAAACUCGGACAAGGACCUUCUCUGCUGGGGAUAAAGAGACUUUGGACUCUCCUAAAACAGCAGUCCUGAUGGCUCUCAGCAAGCCUCGCAAACCCAUCCGGCGAUCCCAGAGUCACAUCACUGUGUCAGAGGACAAGCAGAAGAAAAGGAAGCAUCAAAAGGUCAAGGUAGAGACGGAGAGAAGCACCCUGCAGCGCUCCAAAACCUUUGUCAGCUUGCUCUUUAAAAGCGGACGCAGGCGGGAAAGGUCGUCCUCUAGAGACAGGAAGGACAAAGGGGCAGGGGAUGGACACAGAGGAAGAUCCAAAUCCCCCAAACAUUUAGAUAACGAACCGGGUAAAGAGCGGGGUCGACCCAUAAUUAACCUGUUGAGUUCUCCCAGAGAGACUCGUGCUGGUAUGAGGGAGCACAGCCCCAUCCCCAGCGCAGAGACCAUGGCUAUGUUGGAGGAUAUGGCCCGCAAGCUGCUCAACACGGAUGAGGUGGUGGCAGUCAUGAGACACUGUAAAAGGUUUCUAGUAGAGCGUGUGGUUGAGGAUCUGGUGCGCCCCCUGCUGGCCAUCUUGGACAGGCCUGAGAAGCUUCUGUUGCUGAGGGAGGUUAGAAUGAUCAUCCCUCCCACAGAUCUGGGUCGUUUUGACAGUAUGGUUUUGCCCUUUGAGCUUGAAGCCUAUGACAUACUCAAAAACCGCUCUGUAAGGUCUCCUGUCCUGCAUUCUCCUCGUCAUGGUGGAACACCCCGUCGCCAUUUAAUAACUCCCAUCCCAGAUUACCGGGGUGGAUUCCACCUUCAGCCGGUACAGGAUCUGGAAAGAGAACGGCAGCUCAUUGAAGGUCUGGAACGGCUGCGUUUGGCAGGUUUACCGACUGGACGGCUUCCUCCUCCUCGAGCUUUCACACCACUCUUGGAUGUACCAGUGGACACUUACAUCACAGACUCGCUCCGUAAUCGUUCACUGAGUCCUGCUCAGCCCAGCUGGACACACUCAGAGUCUCCUCACGGCACGGAACGCAUCGGACGCUCCCCCCAGAGAAGAGACAACAGUUUCCCCAGGACAUCACACCAUGACUCUUUAUCCAGCAGAGGUGAUUCUGUCCCAGAGCGAGGGAGGUCCCCUUAUAGGAAUGGACAUCGAAUGAAAACAGACAAAUCCCAGAAUGGUAAAGAGAUAAAGCAUACCAUAAUGAGUGCCCACCGCCGGAGUAGGACACCACUGACCCAGGUUUUUACGCCCAGCUCGGACCAGGACUGGAAAGAACCAGUGAAUGGACACUCAGACAGCCAAGAAACCCCACGAGAGCAGGAGUAUGAACUAACCACAGUUACUAUCUCUAAGACCAAACAGUCCCUUGGAAUAAGCAUCUCAGGUGGGAUUGAGUCAAAGGUGCAGCCAAUGGUGAAGAUAGAGAAGAUCUUUCCAGGAGGAGCGGCAUCUACUAGUAAUGUUCUGAAGGCUGGAUUCGAGCUGGUGAUGGUAGACGGAGAGUCCCUCCAAGGUGUUACACAUCAGCAUGCGGUGGACGCCAUUCGAAGGGCUUUCAGCAACAAGGCCAAAGACCCCAUGGAGUUUAUCAUCAAAGUUCCCAAGAACCCGAGAGACUGAUUGAAAGCUGCCUGAAACUCAAUGAGUUUGUAGUAAAGGCCUCAAUAUACUUAUGGCAAAGUUCUCUUUCAUUCUUCACUUGAGUUAAAAGAAGUUUGAAAUACAUGAGCGGUGGUAAACUGUUUGCAAACAUCAUGAUGCCGCCCACACUGCUGAGAGCACCGAUUAGAUGAAUAUACAGUAUAUAAAGUCAAUGGGUGCCAUCAAAAUGAGACUCCAAACAGCUGAUAAAAACAUCACAGUAAUCCUCAAGUAAUCUACACGACUUUAGUCUGGAUAGUCUGAGGGUUAAUAAAUUAUCAGCAAAUUUUCUGCAUUUUUGGGUGAACCAUUCCUUUAAGAAAGCAGCUGGUCAUAGCAAAGUGGAUAUGUUUGCACAAGCUCUGCAAUUUGGCACUCCAGUCAAGUCAUGUCAUAUUUAUAUAGCUUUAUACAAUAGAUAAAGCAAGCAGAUUUAAAGUACUAAACAUGGAAUAAACAGUUUCAGUGUCACUUAGAAAUUGGAACUGCAACUACAGUUCUUCAGUGUGUUCCUGUGUUUACUCAUGUCUGAUCUUGACAGCUUGAACAGAAGAAAUGAACAGAAGAAGAUUUCACCAUCAAUGAAGGCAGAGCCCCAGAGCCUACUUAUCUACUGUAUUACAUAAUCGCCAUGGACCAAUGGUAGUUUGAAGGUGUUUACAGCUGAAGCAAACUUUUCUGUCAAGCUACUUUGAAUUCCUGAAACUAACUAAAUGGCUGAUUUUAUUCAAAAUGACAUCACACCAGUUCUUGAAUUUUGCUUGAAGUAUUUGGGGCCUUGGUGCUGCAGGGUAUAAACGAUGGACACUUGGUUUGAAAGAGAAAUUAUGCCAUCAUGUCCAGUGGGGGUCGAGGCAAACCCCUGAGCAAGAAUCCAAAAAUGGGCUUCCAGAGAGUGCUAUUGGCCAUUCACAGAUUCUGACUUUUCCCCUUCCUGUUGAAAGUUAUUUGCUUUUGAAUCUAUUCCUUUUCUAUUUUCAAUUCAUUCUAUAAAAUCUAAUAAAACAGUCAUAACUCAUCCUUUCCACCAUUAAAGGAUCUGAAAACCUGUUUAAACAUGAGAUAUUAAAGGUUUCUAUUUUUGGUUGUAGUUUAAGCCUGGAGCUAGAUAAGAGCGCACUGGCAUGACAUGCUGAUUAUCAUAAGUCAUAACACUACCCAUCCAUCAGGGUUACAGUUAUGCCUGAGAGAGAUUACACACAGCCACAGUAUGGAUUGAGAUUGAGAUUAAGUCUUUUUUUUAAUUGCUGGUUUGGUUUAGUGAAUGUCUGGGGGAUUAUUACAAAUGAGGAUCAUGUCUCAGUUCACAUCCUGUGCUCUAAGAGAAUUUCUAUUUUUGGCAACUUAUGCUUAUGCGUAGCAUUUUUUAUAUUUGUGCCUUAAAGCUGCACAUUAUGGACUGUGCAAUUAAGAUCUAAACAUUGUGAUGAUUGUAGGAUCAGUGUUAUAUACUGAACGUUUUUCUCUGUACGUAUCUGAAAAGCAUCUGGUCUGCAUUUUCGCAAUUCGUUUUAUCACAAAAGUCAUUGUGUGAUUAUAAAUAAAAAGGUUAAAUAUU
This is a messenger RNA of Cyprinus carpio (common carp), 6741 nucleotides long. Its product is annotated as PDZ domain-containing protein 7-like. The record is from RefSeq and is a predicted model, not a curated record. Gene Ontology annotation, biological process: sensory perception of sound; auditory receptor cell stereocilium organization. Lineage: Eukaryota; Metazoa; Chordata; Actinopteri; Cypriniformes; Cyprinidae. Gene Ontology annotation, molecular function: protein binding. Gene Ontology annotation, cellular component: stereocilia ankle link complex; plasma membrane; cilium.